Molecule: messenger RNA, 960 nt
Organism: Akanthomyces muscarius
Lineage: Eukaryota; Fungi; Ascomycota; Sordariomycetes; Hypocreales; Cordycipitaceae
Exons: 3
Coding region: 1-960 (319 amino acids)
Source: RefSeq, a predicted model, not a curated record
AUGUCUAAGAUUAUCGCCGUCCAUGGAGCAACAGGUACGCAGGGCGGCUCCGUCGUCAAGGCACUUCUCAAUUUAGACUGGAAAGUCAUCGCCAUUACUCGUAACGCAGUCAGUGACGCAGCCAAGGCCCUGACAGCGGCGGGUGCUGAGGUGAUGACGGCGAACUUUGAAGACGAGGCGUCGCUAGUUACGGCUUAUGAGGACGUAGAUGCCAUUUUCUUGGUCACUAACUUCUGGGGGCACCUGCUUGCAGGCAAGAGCGCAUCCCAGUCGGGCGAGGCAGAGUUCAAGGAAGCGAUGGCUGUCGUCAAGAUUGCGGAUAAGCUGUCUUCACUGAAGCACCUCAUAUGGAGCACUGUGCCUGGCAAUGCUGAGGGUCAACGCAAACGCACCGCCGUGCCACAUUUUGACUAUAAGGCCCAAGUCGACGCCACCAUCCGCAAUGAAUACCCAAGCCUCGCGGCCAAAACUACCUUCCUCUACGUCGGCUACUACGCCAACAACCUAUCCGAUGGUCCCAUGGUCAAGCCCUUCACCACACCGGGCUCGUUUGGCUCGUAUGUGUGGUUGAUGCCCGUGCCGCGCACCGUGAUGCUCCCCAUGGCCGGCGAUACCGCAGUCAAUGUGGGUGUUUUCACAAAGGCCAUCCUCAUGCAGCCGGAGAAGACAAAAGGCAAGUAUGUGGGCUGCAUCGUCGAAACCAUGACCCAAGAAAAGCUGCUUCAGUGCUGGAGCGCGGCGACGGGCAAGAACGUGGCAUAUUUGCAGGUAGACGCCGGUGACUGGAUCAAGGCGUUUGGGCCGCCAGGCGAGGAGACGUAUCUGAACUUGAAGGCAUUCGAGGAAAACGAGAGCUGGUAUAUGGACAACAACCCGCUUCUAGCCAAGGACUUGGGGAUUGAGAGCGAGAUUGUAGAUACGCAGGCGUUUCUUGAGAUGUCUGGGGAGAGGCUGCUAUAG